CUUAAAUAUAAAUCGAACUCGUCCCAAUUGACGAAUUUAUAUCUCCUUAAGCCAAAUCUAUUUACAAUCACUCAAAAUGCACCGUAAUAUCGACACAAUAACCCAAACAAUCCACAAAUAUCUCGAACGCAAAUCACUUGACAUCUACGACGCCCCUUGGGUAAUCAAAAAAUCCGAACUGGGAGGAUUUGGGGUUUUUGCAACAAGACCGAUCGAAGUUGGAGAACUAAUCUUCAAGGACUUUCCGGUGAUUUUGGGACCUCGAGCUGCCCCCACGUGCCCUUUAUCGUGCGUCAGUUGUUACAAUAGACGAAAUUUGAGGUUGUGUGAGAAGAAAUGUGGGCUUUUGUUAUGUUCGGAUGAGUGUGAAAAGUCGUCAAAACAUCAAAAAGAGUGUAAGAUUGUAAGACAGUGGCAGAGUAAACCCAUUUCGGAGGAGCUGUCCGCAAAGCUUAUCAAAGUGUUAUCACCAAUCAGAUCGUUGCUUUUGAGUGAGGAAGACAAAGAUGUGGUCAAGUGUCUGAAAGCACACAAGUCGGACCAACACGGGUUUGAAGUGGAUGUUAUGAAAGAUCUCCUGGCUUUAAAUGUGAAAGAAGAUGAAGAGAAAUUCAUGAGGUUUGUUUGUUCGGUUAUGGAUUCGAACGCUUUUGAGGUUCUUGUUGGUUUUGAGGAUAACCAAGCGAGUGUUAAAGGUUUGUACCCUCUGGGAAGUCUAGCCAAUCACUCUUGUUGCCCUAACACCUGGCACGUGUUUGACGACAAGCAGCAUAUGAUAGUCCGGGCCUCAAAAUUCAUUCCUCAAGGAUCAGAAAUUUUUCAUUCUUAUUCAAGACUCAUCUGGAGCACUUCUGCCAGACGCCUCCACUUGUACAGAACCAAACACUUUUUGUGUAAGUGCCAAAGAUGUCAAGACCCCACCGAAUUUGGUACUUAUAUCGGUUCAAUUUUGUGCAAAAUUUGUAAAACUGGGAAAGUAAUCCCAAUUAACCCUCUCCAAACUGGCAAAUGGCAGUGCGAAAGCUGUGGCAACUUGAUUCAAAAAGAAGAAGUCGCAAAUUUAACUACUCUACUUGGCUCUGCUUUGAAUAGUUUCGACGACGACGAUGUCACAGUCAUGUUGCGAUUACUCCAUCAAAAACUGCCAAAUUUAGUGCCUGAAAAUAACCAAACUUGCGUAGAACUCAAGUAUAAACUUAUCUGGAUUCUAGGUCAUCAUCAAGGCUUUGCUUGGAAUGAACUUUCUGAUGAAUAUCUUACGAUCAAGGACAAUUUCUGUCAAGACCUUUUGACUUUGUUAGAGGCCCUCCAUUUAGGACAAUGUAAAAUGAGAGGAUUGUUGUUGUACGAACUGUAUUCCUGUUAUAAAGAGCACAAAAAGAGAGAAGGGAAAUCUGCAAGUGUUUCGAAGGUACAUGAAAAUCAGAUGAGAAAUAUGCUUCAAGAAGCUGCGGAUAUUUUGAUGUAUGAUGUUACCGCACCAGCUGAAAUUAAAAUGAUGUGGCCUGAAGAAAUGAAAGUGAAGACGGAAUGAUAAUAUAUUUCUUUAUAAUUUAUUAUUAAUGUGCAAACAUAUUUUUUAAAUUSAUUAAAUCGAGAGAUCAAGAUAAUUUGUAAUCGAGUCYUCURUGGAURUGAAAACGUAUGUCUGUUUUUGAACCAAGUGCACAUAAAAUGACAAGUCCGAAGAUAAAACGACAAAAUGGCCUAGAAUUAGUCUCUGACGUAUAAUAAUAAGACCGUGAACGGUUUUUUUUUUACAUAAGUUUAGUUAUUAAAAUCAUAAUUUUUUUGAUCAUACCAUUUUACCUUUUGAUUUGUGAUUUUUUUUUCGGAUUCAGACAAAUUAUUUUGAUCUCUCGAUAGUUUUAUGUUAUAUUACACUGUACAACAUGAUUCAAACAUUUUUGGUUUAUAGAGAAAUGUAAAACCUUAUCAUAAUAAAGUUAUUUAAUUAAA
This is a messenger RNA of Tribolium madens (black flour beetle), 1959 nucleotides long. RefSeq names its product SET domain-containing protein SmydA-8-like. The record is from RefSeq and is a predicted model, not a curated record. The transcript is spliced from 3 exons. Lineage: Eukaryota; Metazoa; Arthropoda; Insecta; Coleoptera; Tenebrionidae. Bases 77 to 1534 code for a protein of 485 amino acids. Gene Ontology annotation, molecular function: protein binding.